Molecule: messenger RNA, 660 nt
Organism: Hypomesus transpacificus
Lineage: Eukaryota; Metazoa; Chordata; Actinopteri; Osmeriformes; Osmeridae
Product: protocadherin gamma-C5-like
Exons: 1
Coding region: 1-660 (219 amino acids)
Biological process (GO): homophilic cell-cell adhesion
Cellular component (GO): plasma membrane
Molecular function (GO): calcium ion binding
Source: RefSeq, a predicted model, not a curated record
AUGUUUUUUGGUUGUCGUGGCUCAAGGAGCUUCGCCUCCCAGAUCUGGAGAUGGCCGGGACAGCUGCUGUUUCUCUUCUUUGUUACUAAGAUAGCUUUCGGACAGAUUCGUUAUUCCAUUCCCGAGGAAAUGUCGAAGGGCUCACUCGUGGGGAAUAUUGUGCAGGACGUAGGUCUGGAUGUUAAGAGGCUAAAAUCCGGCCGAGCUCGGAUAUUUACCGAGGACAGCAGUGAGUACAUCGGUCUGAAUACAGAGAAAGGGACGUUGGUGGUAAAAGAAAGGAUAGACAGAGAGGAGCUCUGCGGCCAAUCAUCUCCCUGUUCUCUGCAUUUCCAAAUCAUACUAGAAAACCCGAUGGAGUUACAUCGAAUUGACGUGGAAAUAUUGGAUAUUAAUGAUAACGCUCCUUUAUUUGCGAGGAAGGAAAUACAGUUUGAAAUCAGUGAAUCUGCAGCCCCCGGUGCUAGAUUCUCAUUAGACAGUGCUAAAGAUCCUGAUGUUGCGUUGAAUACACUCCAAACAUACACCCUGAAGCCGAGUGAUAAUUUUAACCCUCCUGUUAUGUUCGUUUGUCAGGAACUGCAAUGGUGUUCCCGGGUCAAUUUGACCCGGGGCAUGUUUAAAUCUCCAAAAGAUGUCCUAAACCAAAAAAAAUCCUAA